AACAUACUCACUCAACAUCAAAAGCGAAGAUAUGAAGCACGCUUUGCUUUUCAUCUUGCUCGCGGUGAUCCUCACGCUAACGUCAACCGUGUGUGCGCGUACUUUAGCGAUCCCCGAACUUUCUAAUCGGGAUGUAGACGAUGAAAAUCUUAUGGCUACUUUGACCUACCGCGCUCUGAAUGUGUUUGCAGGAUCCGACGAUGAAGAUCAAGAAAUGAAUCUCGAAAAACGGGCAAGGAAUAAGCGUCUUCGUAAUUGUAGCUCAGAUCGUGACUGUCCUUCUAGUCGAUACUGCAGUCGAAAUUCGGGCAAAUGCUUCAAGCUACGCAAUAGAGGAGCAAAUUGUAAACAUGACUAUGUUUGUGGAACUGGUUACUGUGGGCGCAAAACUGGAAGAUGUGCUAGGCAAAAAGGCAAUAAUUCCAAUUGUUUUGGUGCUGAUACAGCAUGCAAAUCGGGUUACUGCGAUAGUUCUACAAACAAAUGUUCGAGAAGACAAAAACCUGGAACACCUUGCACAUCUGCGCGUCAGUGUUCUUCAGGAUAUUGUCGAAAAAAUGGUACCUGCUCUAAGCAUUAUCACUCGCCCCGACCUCCACCACCAGUACAAACAGGUAAAUAAGCCUCUUUCCCUCACUUUAUUUCUUACUUUAGGCCUAAAUUUGUACUUCUUCAACCCUAUCUUUCUUUAUUAUCUCUAUAUCGCAUUCCGGAAUCUAUAUAAAAUCUAG
Molecule: messenger RNA, 731 nt
Organism: Meira miltonrushii
Lineage: Eukaryota; Fungi; Basidiomycota; Exobasidiomycetes; Exobasidiales; Brachybasidiaceae
Exons: 1
Coding region: 32-622 (196 amino acids)
Biological process (GO): negative regulation of Wnt signaling pathway; multicellular organism development
Cellular component (GO): extracellular region
Source: RefSeq, a predicted model, not a curated record